AACCACGCCGAAUCGCUGGUCUGGUGAACAACAGCACACUCCACAGUACCUCAUUGCCUGUCAUCAUGCCCUACAGUCCGUCACUCUCCGCUCUGAGUCGAAGGUCAUCGAUUUCUGCAUCUACAUGCUGGGUACAAUGCAACAUCGCCUAUCCGCUCUCCGUGAGUUGAGGAUCAAUGUCUCAAUGCGUCGCGAAAGCGGGGCAUAUCAGCGCCACUACGACGGGAUUCGGGGGACCUACGUGGCUACUCUGCUCGCCGACCUAUUGGAGGGAACUGUCCACCUCCGCCUUUUGUCUCUGAAGUCCGCCGAAUGCUGGGCAGCAUACGAACCACGACUGGUCGAUGUCCUGUCUGCUAUGAGACAUUUGGCGGAGAUAGACUUGGAUGUUAUAGGGCCAAACACCUCGAGAUGUAUCAACAAUAUGCAAUCCAUGCCUCGCAAGUUGACCUUCAGCUUACCUCCGCAACGGGUGGCCCGCCCCACCGAUCCGCCACUACUUCAGCUGGACCCACAGCUUCGUUUGCCCAGCGUGCAGUACCUCGUAAUCCUAAAUCCACGGAUUCACUUUGCACCAAAGCUAGCGGAUCUCGCGCGGGCAUUCCCUGGGGUCCGCAACCUUGACAUCAGGCUCCGAAACGGCUGGGAUUCCCGCGGGCAUCCCGCUCCGGUGGUUGAGUGGCCAGCAUUGCAGUAUGUUCGCGGCCCCGGCUUGUCAUUCGCCGAAUGGCGGAAUGUCACUGGCAUACAUCUCUUGGAGUUGGACUGCCUGAUUGCGUCUCGGAUAGUGCGGGGCCAACGACCGACCUUCGUUGGCGGAUUCCUAUUGCCUACAUUUCCUGCAACGACCCUCACAGCGGUGUCGAACGUGCAGCCUGUUGCACUUGUAGCACGAACAGACUCGCAACUCGACGCCAACUUCUGGUCACAAUUCUUCGUCCGCUCGGCACGUCUCCGAUACCUGGCCGUCGAACUGUCCGACAUAUGUUCAUAUCGCACAUGUGGGAUAGAUCUAGCCCUUUGGUGGGCCAAAGUGAAUGGGGCUAUCGCAACGAGUGCCAUCGUAUGCUUGGAAAUCCGUUGUCCCCUUCGGCGCGACACACAUGAGCAACUUGCUACUGUAGGCACAGGCAACACAUUUGACGACGUCCCUUCGUCCGAAGAUAUAGUCUUCCGUGCAUUCCCCGCAUCUGUACCAGACACGGCUCCCCAUCUUCGCUACCUCUCUCUCAACACGAGCCCCGACCUGGCGGAGGGUGGCUCACCUUGGAGACAUACCUUCGUGGACCAAGAAAACAGUCAGCAAGUCAAAGUAUCCCCGGACCUACGCUGGUGGUGUUUCGAAGGCGCGUCACACGCACGAUCGAUGAGGCAGCUCGAUGCGGCUAGGGGAGAGCAAAUCGCUGCACAUAUGCGAUCGGUCCGUUAUGACUGCAGCCGACCCUUUGACGGUUCUACCAACUUUGGUGUGCGAACGGCGGCGUCCGGGGAUGAACUGCGUAGUCAUCCUGUGCGAGGGAACCAGAGACGACCCGCAGGCAUGCCUAUUGUUUAGGGGGAGCACGCAGUAGCAAGCGUCCGGCAUGGGGUCUUGCAAAAGUACAGGUGCCAGAGCAGCAUGUUGAUUAGCCCUAGGGCGUCCGCAGUCAAUAUGACGACCUCGUGGUAGAAGAACAUCUUGUCUGUACGAUGUCCGAGUAGCGACCAGGGGGCGAUCUUGGCGUUUGACCUAGACCUCAUCUCGAUAUGGGCUGCAACGCUGGUCGUCCCACCCUAUGCCUUUUUGAUAACAUCUUUGACAAGUGUGAAAGCUAGCUGGUGAUGCUGCUCUUC
Messenger RNA from Fomitopsis serialis, 1833 nucleotides. RefSeq lists its product as uncharacterized. NCBI's taxonomy places the organism in Eukaryota, Fungi, Basidiomycota, Agaricomycetes, Polyporales, Fomitopsidaceae. The transcript has 4 exons. The record is from RefSeq and is a predicted model, not a curated record. The annotation marks the transcript as partial.